Pteropus alecto (black flying fox) is the source of this 2130-nucleotide messenger RNA. It is a transcript of the gene MZT1, whose product is annotated as mitotic spindle organizing protein 1. The coding region runs from base 81 to 329 and encodes 82 amino acids. Gene Ontology annotation, cellular component: gamma-tubulin ring complex; centrosome; spindle. The transcript has 3 exons. Gene Ontology annotation, biological process: microtubule nucleation by interphase microtubule organizing center; mitotic spindle assembly; gamma-tubulin complex localization. The record is from RefSeq and is a predicted model, not a curated record. Lineage: Eukaryota; Metazoa; Chordata; Mammalia; Chiroptera; Pteropodidae.
GCGCGGUCUGAUUGCCCAAGAGAAAGGAAGGCGCUUCAGUUCCGGGUCAGGACCUUCUCCCGCCUACCUUGGCCACCGCCAUGGCGAGCAAUAGCGGCGCGGGGGCCGGGGCGGCCGCUGCGGCGGCGAAUCUGAAUGCGGUGAGGGAGACCAUGGACGUUCUGCUCGAGAUUUCAAGGAUUUUGAAUACUGGCUUAGAUAUGGAGACUCUGUCUAUUUGUGUGCGGCUUUGUGAACAAGGAAUUAACCCAGAAGCUUUAUCGUCAGUUAUUAAGGAACUUCGCAAGGCCACUGAAGCACUAAAGGCUGCUGAAAAUAUGACAAGCUGACUUUCUGGAAAAUCCUGAUGAGACGUCAAGCUCUGCAAGAAGUUUUGAAAAUCACAUUGUAGUCAAGAAUGUACAAAGAAAUUACUGCAUGCAGCAGUGUAAAAACAUUGUCCUUUUUAAAAGAAUUAUAAAACCAUAGCUUUAUGAAUCAAUGAAAAGUUGCUUACAGAAAGCACCAUCCAGAUGUGUUUACGUCACAUCUUUUUUAAACAGCUCUAAUACUUUGGCAUUGCAGUGUUCAUAUUUAUGUAUUCCUUAUUUAUAGCUGUGAUAGCUUUAAUGUCGUAGGCAGUCUGUCAGAUGUGCACAUCUGCUGUACCUGGUUAAAGUAUAAAGGAACCCAUCAGUGGUAAUGUAGUAGUUAUGACUUGUUUACAUUUCCAUUAUAAACUUUAAUUUUGAAUUAUUUAUGCAGAAUAACUGGAUUUAUUUUGUAUUGGGCUAAAAGUUGACAGAAUUUUAGCCACCAUUUGUGAAUUUUGAUUUAGGUUCAUUAUGUAUAUUAGAAUCUUGUUUUUUAUGAGCACAAAAAACAUUUGUAAUUUGCUCUUUAAGAAAGAAUAUUUAGUUUUUUAAACAUAAAAUUUGUCUGGCAGUUAAGAGUGUGAACCAGAUCAGUUUUGUAUUGUUAGAAAAAUAAAACUUUUAAGUACUUAGAUUUUAAAAGGAAUAACAGUACUUAGCUUAAUAUUAUUUAUCAUUUGAAUCAUUUAAAUUUAAUGAGAAUAUUAAUUGAGAAUGUUUUUCUAGGUCUUAUACUCAGAAAAUGACAGCAUAAAAAAUAAUAUGAAACAUUUCAAAAUGCAAAAUUGUUUUUUUAUUACAUAAAAAUAAUUUGAGUGCUUACCUAAUAUAUCCUGAGGGGUUAUCUAAUAGCUAAAUAGAUAACUAAUGGUUAUCUAAUUAUUAAACAGGAGAUGUCGUUCAACAAAUGCUACUAUUUUCUGAAGGAAUAAAGAUUUCCAGUUAUUAAACAAAAACUAAAUAAUCUUAUAUUCUGUAAUGUCUUUCCAAGAUCAUUUUUAUGUGCCAUUACUUUUACCCUGAAAGUUUUAAGCACUCAAAGUUUGAUUCAAAGUAAAUUUUAGAAAUUUAGGAUGAUAUUAAUUUGUUUCUGUAACAGAAUCUCAAUGGAAUAUUUUUUCCAAGACUAAUACAAAUUUAAUCUGGUUUUAUUUUUGUUUUAAACUUUGUUAGCUUCCAUUUACUCUUCAGUGGCAUUUUUUUGUUCUUCAGACAAAGUCAGAUGAUUUUAAUGAGGCUAGUAAUACUUAAAUGGCAACCUUCUGUACUGUUUAAAACAUCUAGUCUUUUGACCAUUUUGACUUUUCAGAUGCAUUCAUCUUUACCAAGUGCACCGGAAAUUGUAUUAUUGGGAGAACUAUUUGGAGACAGUAAGAACUUAUAAAGAUAAGUCAUUUGAUAACACAUACUACAAAUACUGCAUGUUACAUAUAAAAUCAUAAAGAGAACACGUUUGUUAAGCUCCAAAAUUUAUAUAUACUUUUAAGCUAUAAGAGGUAAUAGUUUUAUUUAUGACUUUGUAGAUUAAGUUAUUUACGUAUGAAACAAAGCAGGAAAAUAUAUUUAGAAGGAAGUAUGUUUACACAGGACUUCUUUCAUAUGUUACGUUUCUUAAAUGUAAACAUAUAUUUUUAAUGCAUACUUAAGUAAUAUUUAAGGAAACCAAACAAAGUAAUGAUACAAUCUCAGUGUAAUGCAUGUCGUCAUUGACAAAAAUAAAAUCAUUUUGGUGAUUAUUGGUAUACUUUUGAUUUAAUAAAUAUUUCUGUGACUUCAA